UGUUGUUUCCGUGUGACUUGACAGUGCACAGGAAGGUCUUUCUGUCCAUGAUGACAACUUUAAAACGGCAGCACGCGCUGAAGCUCGCGACACGUUUUGCGUCAAUUUAACGCGGUUUUCCUCUAAUUUUUUGUUGUUGUUGACGUCGAAUGUCGUUUCCGUCUGGAAUUAGCUUAGCCACACUGAGGCUAGCUGCUAGCCAGCUAGCAUGAGCGCGGGCCAUCGCGGUCUUUGUUUACAUCCAGUCAUGAUGACGAUGAUGAUGGUAGUGAUGAUGAUGAUGACGAUGAUAAGGUGGUGAUGGUGUGUUAGCUAACCCCGCUAUCAGCGCUGUUUCAGCAGGACAGUGACAGUCUUCCGCCCCGGGGAUCGAACACCCACCUCGCUGCUGGCAUCGUAGCCUGAUGGAAGUGUCCUCACAGGAUCCAUCCCUUGUGGCCAUGGACCUGUCAAAGAGCUACAAACCCCUGACCCGCAGCCACACUGAAGCCAUGGACCUGGUGAAGAAGCCGGAGUGGUACCAUCGGCGUCCAGCAGGCUGCAGCGCGGACAUCACAGUGUCCUCGUUUCGAUCCAGAGCCUCGUCGUCCUCUUUUAACUCUCUCUCAGCGGCACCUGCUCCCGCCGCCGUCCACUGCAGAGACAUGGACCAGCGCCCUGAGGCUUUGACCGGCUACAUGAACUCGUCAAUUACUCCGGGUCUGGAUUUAUACCAUGAUGGAGUUCACGGCAACCUGUGGCAUCAGGGUUUCUACGGUCCUGACCGGAGUGGCGGCCCCGCUCCUGAAAGCAGCGGCGCGGAGGAGAGCGACAGCAGCUCUGAUGUUAUUUUCCUUGUUUCCUCUGCAAAGGAGCCGCUCUUAUGUAGCUCCUUCAUCCAGGACAGUGUGAGACACAUCGUGGAGCCUCUGUCGCCGCCUGUGUCCUCGCUGGGGGGAGGGCGAGACUGCUGUCACCUUCCUCAGCCUCUGAGCUCCCCCAGUGCCGACAGCUCGUAUUCAGACGACUCGUCGGACAGCUCAGUGGACAUCCCCGUUCAUCACACCAGGCCCGUCGUCCUCCUGUCGGACCUCGGCUCCGUUUAUGGCAACCGCGUCCAAUCUCUCAAUGUUUCCAGCGACGACAGCGACGUCAUUGAAGUCUCCGUCACUAACUGCAGGAAAAGAAGCCGCAGCUUUUCUCGCAAGAAAACUGUCCCUUGUAAAAAGAGUGACAUGAGCGACACAUCGCCUCAGAGUGGAAGAGAAAAAGCUCCAGCUAAAAAAGUGCGGCGUAGCACCAGAAUCAGAAAACCUGUGUCUGAGACACCGCAGUUUUCCUGCGCGGCGUCCCGGUACAGUCUGAGGAGACAGGCCAAAAAUGACGCAGUGGGAAUUUACAAUGAAAGCUGCGAUUCUGACGAUAUGAUGGAUUACACGGCAAGGUUGUCCAGCCCAGAGGUUGACGAGUCCCUCUCACCACCAAACGAGUCACAGAGAGCGAGUAGCUCACACGAGUCAGAUGUGGACGCUCUGACGGAGAGGACGUCACCGCCACCUCGCGGGAAACCUACGAGCCCGGCUAAGAAGCCGCUCACAACAACAAAAAGGUUAAGAGGAACCAAACAGAAACAGCAGAACCUCAAGGCGUCACCAGCAAACAAAAAAAACACCACAAGACGGAAGAAAAAAAGACGAACUUGCUCUGGACCAUCUUCUCUGUUUCCUCCCAGAGAGCCAGAAAUCAAGCUGAGAUAUGCGAAACUUAAAGCGGAGAAAAAAGCCAAGAAAUCGGACGCUUUCUGUCCCUUUGUCCACGUAGAGCAAAGGACGUGCACUGUGGUCAACUUCGAGGAGGAGGAGGCAACUGUGCGGAGCAGCCGAGGAGCACGGACACAGAUUGGCGUCAAGUCUCUGCCCGGGUCUUUACCCAAGACGUCCUGUUUCAGGCUGAGUCGGCUCCGCUCAGAGAGCAGGAGCCAGGGGGCGCUCUCCUGCAGCCUGUGCGGUCAGAUGGCCAACUUGAAGGGUCUCGGGGACCUUCAUGGCCCAUACUGUCGCAGCAGCUCACGUUUGGACGUCCAGAGCUGCAGGACUGUGCAGAAGGAGGAAGAUUGCUCGCGCACACUCGCUGAUUCAGUCAAUUCCCCAGACAUUAGUUACAAUAGUCGCGCAUGCUCUCCUGCGGUCACGUGUUCACAAGGCGGCGACAGCAGCGCACUGCCAAAGAUCCGUCUUCAGGAGGACGAGUGCUGGAUUCACGAAGACUGCGGCAUCUGGUCCACCGGCGUCUUCCUUGUCAGAGGGAAGCUGUACGGCUUAGAGGAGGCGGCACGACUGGCACAGGAAACAGUUUGUUCAGCGUGUCAACAAACGGGUGCAAUUAUGGGCUGUUUCCAGAAGGGCUGUUCCAGAAACUAUCACUACAUAUGUGCCAUUCACUCAGAACAAAGCGUUCACCAGUAUCACCCGACGACGCAGGAGAUGACGCAGAAGAAACACGGAGGCUCUGGAGGUUUGUGA
Messenger RNA from Solea senegalensis (Senegalese sole), 2501 nucleotides. RefSeq lists its product as uncharacterized. The transcript has 4 exons. Gene Ontology annotation, biological process: regulation of transcription by RNA polymerase II. The coding region runs from base 405 to 2501 and encodes 698 amino acids. NCBI's taxonomy places the organism in Eukaryota, Metazoa, Chordata, Actinopteri, Pleuronectiformes, Soleidae. The record is from RefSeq and is a predicted model, not a curated record. Gene Ontology annotation, cellular component: nucleus.